GCGCAAGCGCGUUGGAUCGCAUCGAGGCCCCGCCCCCUGAAGCUCCGGUAAAGGCGCGAGGGGGCCUGAGUACGGAGAGCGGCAGGACGACGAACGAGUAGGUUGGGGCACUGCAACGGCGGCCGGGAAGAGAUGGUGGUAGUCGGAACCAGGCCUCCUAACGGUGAAGGUGGAGAGAAAUCAAGGAAUUCAGAAUUUUCUUACACCCCUGGGGCCUGCUGCAAAAUCAGUCAGGAUGGCCACCGGCUGGGGGAGCCUCUUGCAGGAUGAACAGCAGCUGGAGGAGCUAGCAAGGCAGGCUGUAGACCGGGCCCUGGCAGAGGGGGUGUUGCUGAGGACCUCACAAGAGCCCAGCUCCUCAGAUGUGGUGAGCUAUGCCCCAUUCACACUCUUCCCCUCACUGGUCACGAGUGCCCUGCUGGAGCAGGCCUAUGCUGUGCAAAUGGACUUCAACCUGCUGGUGGAUGCUGUCAGCCAGAACGCUGCCUUUCUGGAGCAAACUCUCUCCAGCACCAUCAAAAGGGACAACUUUACUGCUCAUCUCUUUGACAUCCACAAGCAAGUCCUGAAAGAGGGCGUUGCCCAGUUUUCCCCACAGACGGUGUUCCUGGGCCUGAAUCGCUCAGACUACAUGUUCCAGCGCAACGCAGAUGGCUCUGCAGCCCUGAAACAGAUUGAAAUCAACACCAUCUCUGCCAGCUUUGGGGGCCUAGCCUCCCGGACCCCUGCUGUGCAUCGACAUGUUCUCAAUGUCCUGGGUAAGACCAAAGAAGCUGCCAAGAUCCUCUCCAAUAAUCCCAGCAAGGGAUUGGCCAUGGGGAUUGCCAAAGCCUGGGAACUCUACGGCUCAGCCAACGCUCGGGUGCUACUGAUUGCUCAAGAGAAGGAAAGGAAUAUAUUUGACCAGCGUGCCAUAGAGAAUGAGCUACUAGCCAGGAAUAUCCAUGUAAUCCGGCGAAAGUUUGAAGAUGUCUCUGAAAAGGGGUCUCUAGACCAGGACCGAAGACUGUUUAUGGACGGCCAGGAAGUUGCUGUGGUUUACUUCCGGGAUGGCUACAUGCCAAGUCAUUACAGUCUACAGAACUGGGAAGCACGGCUGCUGCUGGAGAGGUCAUGUGCUGUCAAGUGCCCGGACGUUGCCACGCAGCUGGCUGGGACUAAGAAGGUGCAACAGGAGCUGAGCAGAUCAGGCAUGCUGGAGGUGUUGCUCCCCGGCCAGCCUGAGGCCGUGGCCCGCCUCCGUGCCACCUUUGCUGGCCUCUACUCACUGGACAUGGGUGAAGAAGGGGACCAGGCUAUCACUGAGGCCAUUGCUGCCCCUAACUGCUUCGUGCUAAAGCCCCAGAGAGAGGGUGGAGGUAACAACCUAUACGGGGAGGAGAUGGUACAGGCCCUGGAGCGGCUGAAGGACAGUGAGGAGAGAGCCUCCUAUAUCCUCAUGGAGAAGAUAGAACCUGAACCUUUUGAGAAUUGUCUACUGCGACCUGGUAGCCCUGCCCGAGUGGCCCAAUGCAUUUCAGAGCUGGGCAUCUUCGGGGUCUAUGUCAGGCAGGGAAAGAUACUUGUGAUGAACAAGCACGUGGGACAUCUGCUUCGAACCAAAGCCAUCGAGCAUGCUGAUGGUGGUGUGGCAGCAGGAGUGGCAGUCCUAGACAACCCAUACCCUGUGUGAGGACACAGCGAGGCCUGCCCAGACUUUACUUGAAAGACCUUCUAUCCUUUGUACUUAUCAUUCCUCUCCUAGCCCUCCUGAGGGGCUGCCCUCCCCUUACCUUGGGAAGGUUGAUCUCUUCUACAGAUUUCCAGGGUCUUCAUGGAAGGGUCAAUGCUGGGUACCUUCCCCACAGCUUUCCCAUCUGAGAACCAGAAAAGCUGUUUCCCUUAGGUGCGAUCUAGAGGCCCGUAAAUCCUCAGGGUGUGGGUACAGCUGAAAAGAAGCUGAUCUGAGGUAAGGGACCAUAACACUGCCACCCUCCUGUUAGCCCACUGUCAGCCUUUCCAGCAAGUUCCAGUGUCUGACCUGGGAUAGGACUGAGGGAUAGGAGGAAAAGGGUAGAGGGGCACAGCCUUUUCCCACCUCUGCCUUAAAUAAAACUACUUUGCUGAU
Molecule: messenger RNA, 2107 nt
Organism: Balaenoptera ricei (Rice's whale)
Lineage: Eukaryota; Metazoa; Chordata; Mammalia; Artiodactyla; Balaenopteridae
Gene: GSS
Product: glutathione synthetase
Exons: 15
Coding region: 236-1672 (478 amino acids)
Biological process (GO): glutathione biosynthetic process
Cellular component (GO): cytosol
Molecular function (GO): glutathione binding; ATP binding; glutathione synthase activity
Source: RefSeq, a predicted model, not a curated record